AUGAAAGUCGUGGUUGGCGGGGUAGACAGCGGGGGAAAGUCUCGUCUUCUAUCCGUGUUGAUUAAAGUAGCAGAGGAUCGCGUCAACGGCACCACCUCUGUUCCGCUCGAAAAUACAAUAUAUGAGAUUGAAACAAACUCAAAGGAUCCCAGAUAUGCCAAGAGAUUUGAAUUUUGGGAGGAUUCAAAAAAUGCGCAGGACCGUGGUGCUCUUAACUUUGGGCACCUGAGAAUAAUGAAGAGCCUUGUUGAUAUUGCUCUGAUCUGUUUCCCUCUUGACGCAAUGGCACAAGACUCGGAUUUAGGACACUCACUGGAGGAGCGGAUAAGUGCUAGGAUAGAUGAUAUGAUAGCAGGCAUGGAGAUCGCUGAUCGGUGCUGCAAACCACGAAAGAACCCCGCGGUAUUUCUGGUUGGAUCUCGAAGUGAUUUGCUGGGUGGCGAUGCUGUGGAUCCAUCACGAAGGAAGAAUGCCUUGUGCCAUCGGAUUAUCAAGCAGCUUGUGGCUAAAAGCGGCGUCCAUGGGUACUUUGAAUGUUCGGCAGCCACAGGUACUGGUGUGGGAGAGUUGUUGGACGCAAUGGUGGAUGCCACGCUUCAUCCACCCAAGAAAAGACUCGAACUGCCCAAACAUCUGUCUAUUGCUGCGAAGCGCACACGACAGCGCACAAGACAUUGUAUUAUUUUGUGA
Molecule: messenger RNA, 690 nt
Organism: Aspergillus udagawae
Lineage: Eukaryota; Fungi; Ascomycota; Eurotiomycetes; Eurotiales; Aspergillaceae
Product: GTPase domain-containing protein
Exons: 1
Coding region: 1-690 (229 amino acids)
Source: RefSeq, a predicted model, not a curated record